This is a messenger RNA of Carica papaya (papaya), 4104 nucleotides long. Its product is annotated as ankyrin repeat family protein / regulator of chromosome condensation (RCC1) family protein. NCBI's taxonomy places the organism in Eukaryota, Viridiplantae, Streptophyta, Magnoliopsida, Brassicales, Caricaceae. The record is from RefSeq and is a predicted model, not a curated record. Gene Ontology annotation, molecular function: protein binding.
CGAUUCGCUUCGUACUAAGCGUAACAUUUCUUUUUAAGAUUCUUCUUCUCUUCUCCUUUCAGUUAGGGGCUGGUAGCAAAUCUCUGAACUUUACAUAUCAAGUUUAAUUAAUACUCAGAAGCGGCCAAUUUCAGUCGAGGAUUUGUGUGACGGAAAUAGAUUUGAUGUUAUACUACUUCCAAAAGAUGUAUUUUGCUGACUGAUGGAUUCUGAAUGCAGUGUGUUUCUUUUUUUAUUGGAGAUUUCGCUGUGGGGCCUAUGAAGUGUGAUGACUAUUUGUGAAUUGCUGCUACCACUGGUUAGCAACAACAAUAAGGAUGAUGACGAGGAUGGUCGAUAACAGGUUGCUGAUGCAUUUUUGAAUUACAUCAGUCUGUUGGAUUAACUUGUGACAUGGACUAGACAGAAUUUUGUCAGCAUUAUUAGGCAGAAUUUUGUCAGCAUGAGAGCAGUUUGUUGAAAGUUGACAUGGAGCGGUUUCAUGAAGGAAGCAUUAAUAAUUUGAUUCUUGGUAUUAUCUAGUGAAAGGAUAUAUAUUUGUAGCCGGAAGCUGCCAGUAGUGAGAUUUCGUUGAUAACUUUGUGAAGUUUUAGGUCAAUGAUCGAUCACUGUUCAAACAAAAGAAUGAAUGGGACAGUUUCACCUCAAGCUCAAAAGCAGAAUCCUCAAACACCUAAUCGUAAAUCUUCGAGUAUUGGGCCUCAGAAAGAUCUGUGGCUUGCAGUACGUGAGGGAUCUUUGGCUGAUAUAGACUCAGCAUUGGCUUUCUUGAAGAAAAAUGGAGGCAAUAUCAAUUCAAGGAACAUGUUUGGUGUGACUCCUCUUCAUAUAGCUACUUGGAGAAAUCACAUUCCCAUUGUUAGGAGGCUGCUUGCAGCCGGUGCCGAUCCUGAUGCUAGGGAUGGAGAAUCUGGAUGGAGUAGCCUUCACAGGGCUUUGCACUUUGGUCAUCUUGCAGUGGCUUGUAUUCUUCUUCAGUCUGGUGCCUCUAUUACACAAGAGGAUUGCAAAUACCGGACACCGAUUGAUUUGCUCUCAGGACCCGUGUCGCAAGUUGUUGGAAAUGAACACAACUCAGUGGCUACAGAGGUAUUUAGUUGGGGAAGUGGUACAAAUUAUCAACUCGGAACUGGAAAUGCCCACAUCCAAAAGUUACCAUGCAAAGUUGAUUCAUUGCAUGGGUCUCAUAUCAAGUUGGUAUCUGCUGCGAAGUUCCAUAGUGUAGCUGUUAGCACUCAUGGAGAAGUCUAUACCUGGGGCUUUGGACGGGGGGGUCGCCUUGGCCACCCAGACUUUGAUAUCCACAGCGGUCAAGCUGCAGUUAUCACUCCCCGCCAGGUGACCUAUGGUUUAGGUUCCCGCCGGGUGAAGGCAAUUGCUGCAGCUAAACAUCAUACUGUUCUUGCUACAGAGGGUGGGGAAGUGUUCACCUGGGGAUCCAAUAGAGAGGGUCAGCUUGGUUACACCUCAGUGGACACUCAACCCGCACCACGUAGAGUGAGUUCUCUUAAGUUAAAAAUUGUUGAUGUAGCAGCAGCAAACAAGCACACUGCUGUAGUUUCUGAAUCUGGUGAAGUUUUCACAUGGGGCUGCAACAGGGAGGGACAACUUGGUUAUGGAACCUCCCACUCGGCAUCAAACUACACUCCGAGAUUGGUUGAGUACUUGAAAGGAAAGGUUUUCACAAGUGUUGCAGCUGCAAAAUAUCACACUAUUGUCCUAGGAGCUGAUGGAGAGGUGUAUACUUGGGGCCAUCGGCUUGUUACUCCAAAACGUGUCAUUGUUUCGAGAAAUUUAAAGAAAGGUGGUAGCACUGCUUUGAAGUUUCAUCGCAUGGAACGGCUUCAUGUGAUUGCGAUAGCUGCAGGGAUGGUGCAUAGCACUGCGCUAACAGAUGAUGGUUGUUUGUUUUACUGGGUUUCAUCAGAUCCUGAGCUUAGAUGCCAACAGUUAUAUUCUCUUGGUGGAAAAACAAUGGUAAGUAUUUCUGCAGGGAAGUACUGGACAGCUGCAGUUACAGCAACAGGUGAUGUUUACAUGUGGGAUGGGAAGGAAAGUAGAGAUGGGCCUCCAGUUACUAUUCGAUUACAUGGUGUGAAGAGGGCAACUUCAGUUUCAGUUGGUGAAACACAUCUUUUGAUUGUGGGUUCUCUUUAUCAUCCCGCCUAUCCUUCCAAUUUGGAUGAGAGUGUUCAGAAGAAGAAAUUGAAUGAAAGCAAAGAACUAGAGGAGUUUGAUGAAGAUUUUAUCUUUGCUGAUAUGGAGUACGAUAACAUGCUACCUUCUGUUCAAAAGGAUGAUUCUGACCAUGGGCUCACACCCAGCUUAAAAAGCCUUUGUGAAAAAGUUGCAGCAGAGUGUCUAGUGGAACCACGAAAUGCCAUACAACUGCUUGAAAUUGCAGAUUCGCUUGGAGCUGAUGAUCUGAAGAAGCACUGCGAGGAUAUAGCAAUUCGCAACCUUGACUUUAUUCUAACAGUUUCAACACAUGCUUUUGCAAACACAUCAAUAGAUAUUCUUGCUAAUUUAGAGAAGUUGUUGGACUUGAAAUCAUCUGAAGCAUGGAGUAACCGUCGGCUGCCCACUCCAACAGCCACUUUUCCUGUUGUUAUCGGUAGUGAAGAGGAUGGAAGUGAUAGUGAGUUCCUAAGGACUCGUGACAACCAUUUGAAACAAGUCCCUCUGGAAAAUGGAGACCCUAGAUUAGAUUCUUUUCUAUAUCCCAUAGAUGAUAUGAGAGAAGGCAUUUCCAAACAGGUUCGAGCAUUACGGAAAAAAUUGCAGCAGAUUGAGAUCCUUGAAAUGAAGCAAUCUAGCGGUCAUCUUCUUGAUGACCAGCAAAUUGCGAAGAUUCAAACAAGAUCAAGUAUUGAAAGUUCUCUUGCUGAAUUCGGUGUUGCAAUUGAGACGCCACAAAUGAUUUCCUCGGAUGCAAAGGGAAACAAGAAGGCCGAUGUUUCAAAAAAGCAAAGGAGAAAGAACAAGCAGAGGAUGGCACAAGUGCAGACAGUGUCUGGUCGUAGUGGGGUUCGAGUUGAAGCAAAUCCUGUCAAGGAUAUGUUUGACAUUGAGAUUUCUCAAGGUCCCAAGAAUAAGGGGGAAGACACCAUGACUAAGGAAACAAUGGCUGGCAAAGUGUCCGAAGAAUCUUUUUUUAUUGUUCAGAUGGACAGUUCAGGCUCUGUGACAAAUACAGGUUCAUUAAAAACAGCAGCCAAGAAGAAGAACAAGAAGGGUGGGCUUUCUAUGUUCUUGAGUGGCGCCCUUGACGACACCCCUAAAGAAGUUGCUCCCCCACCACCAACACCUAAAAGUGAGGGUCCUGCAUGGGGCGGUGCUAAGAUUUCGAAGGGAUCUGCCUCUCUUCGUGAAAUCCAGGAUGAGCAAAGCAAAAUGCAAUUUAACUGCCCAGUUGGGAAUAAGAACCGGGUCAAAGAGCUUUCCAAAGGAAAGGUUCUCCUUAGUUCUCUUUUGCCUUCCAAGCCAAUACCCGUUUCAACAGUUCAAACCUCACAGACAUCUGAUGGAGAAAAGAAUACGCCUCCUUGGGCUUCUGGAACUCCUCCUCACCUUUCUCGGCCCUCUCUCAGGGACAUCCAGAUGCAGCAGGGGAAGAAAAAUCAGAGUCUUUCCCACAGUCCAAAGACGAGGACAGCCGGAUUCUCAGUCAUUACAGGUCAGGGCUCACCAUCAGAUUCUCCUGGGCUGAAUCGAUGGUUCAAACCAGAGGUGGAAGCACCUUCAUCAAUACGUUCUAUUCAGAUAGAGGAGAAGGCAAUGAAGGAUCUUAAACGCUUCUAUAGCAGCGUUAAGAUCGUGAAAAACCAGUCAUAAGAAGCAGGCUGUUGUGUUUCCUUUCCCAGAUAGCAGCUUAGACAUUUUAAUCUUUUAUCUUUUCUUUCACUGUAAAUUUGAACUGUACAGAUGAUCUCCCUGUACAUUCAGUUCCUUCUGAUUGGUAGACCAGAUUUUUGAUGUUAUAACCUGGAUAUUUCUCUGAACAUCUUCGGUGAUCAGAUUUGUUAGAUAGAAAUUUGUAAAUGCUCUCAGAAAUAACAGUUAUUUCAACAUAAUAAAAUUGUGGAAUAUCUGACCUUCAUAAUC